Messenger RNA from Lathyrus sativus (Indian pea), 1272 nucleotides. Lineage: Eukaryota; Viridiplantae; Streptophyta; Magnoliopsida; Fabales; Fabaceae. The record is from the annotation of a GenBank genome assembly.
AUGAAGUUUCUUCAUUCAUUAUUCUUCCUUUAUCUUUGCAUUUCUCUUUUCCCUUCUUUUUCCUCCUCUACCAUACUAUUUCAGGGUUUCAACUGGGCAUCAGUUGAAAAAGAAGGAGGAUGGUGGAAUUUCUUGAAGACUAAGGUACCUGAUAUAGCAGAUGCUGGUGUUGAAUAUGUCUGGCUUCCUCCUCCCUCCAACUCUCGUGAUGACGGUCCUCAAGGUUACCUGCCUAAAAGAUUAUAUGAUCUUGACACGUCAAAGUAUGGCAACAAGGAGGAACUGAAGUCACUAGUUGCAGCAUUUCGUGAUCGAGGAGUGAAAUGCAUAUCUGACAUAGUCAUAAACCAUAGAACAGCAGAGAGGCUGGACAACAAUGGACUUAGCAUCUUCGAAGGUGGUACUCCCGACACUCGCCUAGAUUGGGACGUGUCCUACAUUUGUAGCAACGAUGUCCAAUUCAAAGGCAGGGGCAACCCCGACACAGGUGAGGAUUGGCCAGGUGCACCCGACAUCGAUCACACGAAUCCAAAAGUACAACAAGAGCUAUCAGAUUGGAUGAACUGGUUGAAAACAGAAGUUGGUUUUGUAGGAUGGAGACUAGACAUGGUUGUCGGAUAUGCUCCAAGGUUUGCAAAAACCUACGUGGAGAAAACAUCCCCUGAUUUCGCGGUUGGAGAGCUUUACCGAGACGUCGAAUUGGGUUCAGAUGGAAAACCAUUGGCUAACCAAGACGCGCACCGCAAAACUUUGGUUAAUUGGGUUAAUGAUGCUGGUGGCGUUGUAACUACUUUUGAUUUUACUACGAAAAUGAUUUUAGGUGCUGCAGUUGAAGGUGAGCUUUGGAGGAUGAAAGAUGCUAAUGGAAAACCACCGGGGAUGAUUGGAAUAAUGCCAUCAAAUGCAGUUACUUUUGUGGAUAAUCAUGAUACUGGUUCUCAGAAAAAAUGGCCAUUUCCAUCUGAUAAAGUUAUGUUGGGUUAUGUUUACAUUCUUACUCAUCCUGGUCACCCCACAAUUUUCUAUGAUCACUACAUAGAAUGGGGACUAAUGGAGCCUAUAAAGAAAUUGACAGCAAUAAGGAAGAGGAAUGGAAUUACAGCUACAAGCAGUGUGAACAUUUUGGCUGCUGAAGGUGAUCUCUAUAUGGCCAAAAUUGAUGAUAAGAUUAUUGUUAAGAUUGGACCAAAAUUGGAUCUUGGAAACCUUCUUCCAUCAAAUGCAGUGGUAGCUACUAAUGGACAAGAUUAUGCUGUGUGGGAAAUUAAGUGA